AUGCGUCUUCCUUCGGCUUCUUGGAUUCCUCUUGCUAUUUCUCUUGUAAUAACCAGAGGUUUCUGCUACGAUCCCGUCGAUGUAGAAGGGUACUUCCCGGCCUGGACAUCUCCUUUUGGAGACAACACCCCUAUCAAUUUUCGCCCAGGAAAACACGACCACCAAUUCUGCGGUGUAAUGAGGAGCGCAAGUGAUGCACCUUCGGACAAUUUCCCAAUAUACCGAACCUAUUGUUUCAUAGCAGGAGAUAACGCGAACAAAUGCAUGGGAGAAACUGGGUACGUUUUGCUUUGCAAGGAUUAG
Messenger RNA from Fulvia fulva, 303 nucleotides. RefSeq names its product Ecp24-2. Lineage: Eukaryota; Fungi; Ascomycota; Dothideomycetes; Mycosphaerellales; Mycosphaerellaceae. Bases 1 to 303 code for a protein of 100 amino acids. The transcript has 2 exons. The record is from RefSeq and is a predicted model, not a curated record.